Molecule: messenger RNA, 717 nt
Organism: Daldinia childiae
Lineage: Eukaryota; Fungi; Ascomycota; Sordariomycetes; Xylariales; Hypoxylaceae
Product: putative nucleoside-diphosphate-sugar epimerase protein
Exons: 3
Coding region: 1-717 (238 amino acids)
Source: RefSeq, a predicted model, not a curated record
AUGAAAUUGAUUAUUUCAGGAGCCACAGGCUUCGUAGCCAAUGAAAUCAUACGACAGAGUUUAAGCAGGACCGAGAUCACAUCUAUCGUGGCCCUAGCUCGCAAGCCGGUAUCAAUUCCUGAGAAGCUUCUACCGAACGCAUCCCCUUCCAAGCUUAAAAGUGUCGUCAUAAAAGAUUACGAUCAUUAUCCUGAAGAAGUCAAAAAUGAAUUUGCCGGAGCUGCGGCCUGCAUAUGGACUGUCGCUAUCACGCCGUCAAAAUCAAAGAUGUACGAUUUUGAGGAAGUCAAGCGCAUCUGUCAGACAUCCACAAUCGUAGGUUUUAAGGCUAUACAUGAGUCUGGUGUCUCGAAGCCGUUUCGAUUCCUUUAUAUGAGUGGUGCAGCGGCGGAACGUGACCCGGAAAAGGCCGUACGGUUUCAGCCACAGUAUUCAUACAUGCGAGGAGAGACUGAAAACCAGGUUCUUGCAUUGGCAGCUGAGCUCGAUGGAGUUGAAGCCAGUGUCGCAAAGCCAGGUUAUAUUACUGCACCUGGCGAAAUUAUAAAGUCUAUUACCGGCACUAUGAUAAAACUUAUUGUUGGUAUCCCUAGCAUUAGUGUCGUAGACCUUGCGACUGCUAUGCUGGAUCAGGUCAUAAAUGGGUUUGAGAAAGACCCGUUGAUGCCCGAAGAUCUGAUCAGGAUUGCCAAGGCACAUCAGCAAGUUUCCGAAUAA